GUUUAGCUUCAGUUUCGCGUUUCAGGUGCGGGGAGAGAGAGAGAGAGCUGACUGUGAGCAGCAGUACUGUAACAGUUGCACUGUUGCAGCAGUGGCGGUGUAGUGUUGGUGGAGGAAGUGAGUCACGGUGAUGACUGGUGAGCAGGAGCGCUACUGCUCCGCUCUCCCACCUUUUCGUCUCGCCCUUCUCUGUAGCUUAGUUCUCGUUCUGUAGCUUAGCUUCUUGUAUACGCUACCGCUAUGGAAUACGAAAGAAUGGAGAAGAUCGAGGGAAGUGUCUCUCCUAACAAGCUGAGGCUUAAACUAUUGCGCAUUCAGAAAAAGAAGAAAGAAGGGGAAGAAACAGAAACCGUGUGUUCGUCAUUCAGUAAUGAGAAAAGCGAGUUGGAUGACCAAGCGCAUGACAGUUCCUGCAAAGACGUGGGUGUUAUAGAUCCUGAAACUUCCACGGUAACAUCAAAUGAUGUGACAUGUCCCGAUUCUAGUCUCAUGGUUCAUAAUCCUUCACCCCGGAAGGAUGAAGACAACGGAAGAAAUUUGAAUGGUUUAAAUCAGAAUAGAUCUCAGGAAGAAGGUUAUUAUCCUGAGCAUGACAGUGGGCAGGAAAAUGGCAGUAUGUCAGGUUUCGACUUUCAGAGGUCGAGUCAGCAUAGGGUUAUCUUACCACCAUUUUCGAAGCCUGCGCCGUCUAAAUGGGAUGAUGCGGGGAAGUGGAUCCCAACUGCUGCGCCUGGUGAUAAUCAGAUCAGGAAUAAAUAUAAAACUGGAAAUUGUCAGCCACAGGUUGUUCCUUUGGUGCCAAAGAAAUCAGCAUUUACUCAUGGAAGUCGACAAUCCAGUAUACCAACAAAAGUUGUUACUGAAGUUGCUGAGCGAAGAGCUUUUGUGGCUGAGGAGGUGGAUACUAAACGGAUUGACUUGAGUCAUGCCAAGAAGGAUACGAACAUUCCUAAGUUCUGUUUUAGUCCUGCCGUGUCCUGUCCUCUUCAGAAGACGGGGAAUUGGGGAAUCGAGUCUUAUCCAUGUGCAGAUGAGUUUGGAGAUUCAUAUUCUAAGCCUUCAGUUCUUGCGGAGGUUCCUGUCUCAGAUUCAACAAUAAAUUUUAGCAGACAUGACUCAACUGCUUCCAUCAAUGGCUCUACAACUUUGAUUCCUCCACCAUCAACAGUAAGGUCUAUCUCCAUGAGGGACAUGGGCACCGAGAUGACUCCUAUUGCUAGUCAAGAACCUUCAAGGACUGGAACACCGGUCAGAGCAACAACACCGACUAGAAGUCCUGUUUCAUCUAGGUCUUCGACUCCUGGACGUGUUGCACCUGCUUCAUCUCUCUCAAAAGCGGCUAGUAGUGUUUCAGGCCAGCAGAUUGAACUGCCAAAGAAAGAACUUUCUGAGAAAGAAUUGCAAAUGAAAACCAGGAAGGAGAUAGCAGCUCUUGGUGCACAACUUGGUAAGAUGAACAUUGCUGCAUGGGCUAGCAAGGAAGAAGAGGAGAAAGAUGCAUCUACCUCUCUUAAGACCACUCACAUUGAGCAGACACCUAAAAAUGUUAUUCAGACACGUGCUGCCGCAUGGGAAGAAGCAGAGAAAGCUAAAUUUAUGGCCAGGUAUAAGCGUGAAGAGAUUAGGAUACAAGCAUGGGAAAACCACCAAAAAGCAAAGGCAGAAGCAGAAAUGAGAAGAACAGAGGUGGAGAUUGAAAGGAUGCGAGGCCGUGCACAUGAGAAGCUAAUGAACAAGCUAGCUGCGACUAGGCAGAAAGCGGAAGAAAAGCUUGCAGCCGCUGAGGCCAAAAGAAAUCACCAGGCUGCGAAAUCUGCACAGAAGGCUGAAUAUAUCCGGAGGACUGGUAGGAUACCGUCGUCUUUUUCCUGCUCUGGCUGGUGCUGUUGAGGCUUCUGUCCAGUAUCAUGUAACCGCCGAAUGUCGUAGGUGUAAUUCUAGAAAUGUAGCAUCUUUUCCCUUCA
Molecule: messenger RNA, 1964 nt
Organism: Nymphaea colorata (pocket water lily)
Lineage: Eukaryota; Viridiplantae; Streptophyta; Magnoliopsida; Nymphaeales; Nymphaeaceae
Exons: 6
Coding region: 241-1890 (549 amino acids)
Source: RefSeq, a predicted model, not a curated record